Molecule: messenger RNA, 1615 nt
Organism: Arabidopsis lyrata subsp. lyrata
Lineage: Eukaryota; Viridiplantae; Streptophyta; Magnoliopsida; Brassicales; Brassicaceae
Product: 2-oxoisovalerate dehydrogenase subunit alpha 2, mitochondrial
Exons: 9
Coding region: 92-1510 (472 amino acids)
Biological process (GO): branched-chain amino acid catabolic process
Molecular function (GO): oxidoreductase activity, acting on the aldehyde or oxo group of donors, disulfide as acceptor
Source: RefSeq, a predicted model, not a curated record
UGUACGGCACUUAACAACUACACUUUUCAACAACCUCUGUCUAAAGGAUAUCCAUUUUCUCCUCCGUCAAAUCCUAAAAAAAAAAACAAAAAUGGCUCUGCAUUUGAGAUCUUCUCCUUCAUUGAAAUCGACUUUCCUCAACAUUCUCAGACAAAACCUGGGUUUCGGUUCUAGGAGCCACGUGACUCGGCAUAUCCGCCAAAACCUACCACAUGAUCCUCCGCUUCGAGGUUCACAGAAUCCAAUUCGUCGGUUCUGUAACACCAUGGCAGAGCCAGAGACACUCUCGAGUUUUGGUCAGCACGAAGACGCCAGAAAUCAUCAGGUCAUGGAUUUUCCAGGAGGAAAGGUAGCUUUCACACCUGAGAUUCGAUUCAUAUCAGAAUCCGAUUCAGAGCGUGUUCCUUGCUACCGUGUUCUUGAUGACAAUGGCCAACUUAUCACCAACAGCCAGUUUGUUCAGGUUAGCGAAGAAGUUGCCGUAAAGAUAUACAGUGAUAUGGUUACUCUUCAAAUAAUGGAUAACAUAUUCUACGAAGCUCAGAGACAAGGCAGACUUUCCUUUUACGCUACUGCAAUCGGUGAAGAGGCCAUUAAUAUUGCAUCAGCUGCUGCUCUCACCCCUCAAGAUGUUAUCUUUCCUCAGUACAGAGAGCCUGGUGUUCUGUUAUGGCGUGGUUUCACUCUUCAAGAAUUUGCAAACCAGUGUUUUGGGAACAAAUCUGAUUAUGGAAAAGGCAGGCAGAUGCCAGUCCACUAUGGCUCCAACAAGCUCAAUUAUUUUACCGUUUCUGCAACCAUUGCUACGCAGUUACCAAAUGCGGUUGGUGCUGCUUAUUCCUUAAAGAUGGACAGGAAGGAUGCAUGUGCAGUCACAUAUUUUGGCGAUGGUGGCACGAGUGAGGGAGAUUUCCAUGCUGCUUUGAAUUUUGCAGCAGUUAUGGAAGCUCCUGUUAUAUUUAUUUGCCGGAACAAUGGAUGGGCAAUCAGUACUCCCACCUCAGAUCAGUUCCGAAGUGAUGGUGUAGUGGUCAAAGGCCGGGCGUAUGGCAUUCGAAGUAUACGUGUGGAUGGAAAUGACGCACUUGCUAUGUACAGUGCGGUGCAUACUGCUCGCGGAAUGGCAAUUAGCGAACAGAGGCCAAUCUUGAUUGAGGCCUUAACAUACCGUGUAGGACACCAUUCAACAUCAGAUGAUUCCACUAGGUACCGCUCUGCAGAUGAGAUAGAGUGGUGGAACAAAGCAAGAAACCCACUGUCUAGGUUUAGGACAUGGAUUGAAAGUAAUGGCUGGUGGAGUGAUGAAGCGGAAUCGGAUCUGAGAAGCAGAAUCAAGAAAGAGAUGUUAGAAGCGCUCCGGGUUGCAGAGAAGACUGAGAAGCCGAAUCUGAAGAACAUGUUCUCAGAUGUCUACGAUGUUCCUCCAUCUAACCUCAUGGAACAAGAACUUCUGGUGAGGCAGACGAUCGAUAGUCAUCCCCAAGAUUACCCAACAGAUGUUCCUCUUUAGGUAGACUCUAAUUGUAUGCUUUGUGUAGUAAUUAAUGUAAGCCAUUAUCUACAUUAUGUAUUGAAAUCGAGACCACUAUUCAAAAGCAUACAAACUUCUUCAGUA